Menidia menidia (Atlantic silverside) is the source of this 4677-nucleotide messenger RNA. NCBI's taxonomy places the organism in Eukaryota, Metazoa, Chordata, Actinopteri, Atheriniformes, Atherinopsidae. The record is from the annotation of a GenBank genome assembly.
AUGCAGCAGUCUGAAGAGCACCGGGGCAGCCCGCUGGACCCCGAAGGUCCAUCGGUUUGGUGCCGGCAAUCCCUGGAUCCAGACCACGUUUCCUCCCAGACUGAUGCUGGUCCUCAAAGACUCGGAGGCAGCAGACACUUCAGCAGACUUCACCUGGCCGACGGCUUACACCCACAGGUGACCCACGUCUCCUCCAGCCACUCAGGAUGUAGUAUCACCAGCGACUCUGGAAGCAGCAGUCUGUCAGACAUUUAUCAGGUAUCUGAGGCCUUCCUCCUACAUCCCACCUCAUCUCUGCAGACCCAGCCGUGGCUCCGCCCACUGGGGGUCUGCACCAAUGGCACUCAGAUGGCCACGGCUUUUCACAGCUCCCCACAUAUCUCAUCUGGUGCUUUCAAAGAACAGGAUCUGGCUGUGAGGCGGGCUGUGGAGUUUGCUGAGAGGCAGAGCAGAAGAAAGUUGGCGGCCACAGAGAACGAGUCGGGCGACAUGGACCUGAGUGGCCUGCCAGAGACCGCCGUCGACUCGGAGGAGGACGAUGACGAGGAGGAUAUUGAGCGGGCCUCAGACCCCCUCAUGAGCCGGGACAUCGUGCGAGACUGCCUAGAGAAGGAUCCCAUGGACCGGACAGACGAUGACAUAGGUCACUCCAGCACAUCCUCUCGCCUCACCUCUCCCAGCGCAUUAAACUUUCAGCACUACCGCAGCUCCGUACACGAGGCUGUCGCCCAGCCAAGCCCAGAGCAAUUACUGGAGUUCAUGCAUCAACUGCCAGCGUUUGCUAACAUGACCAUGUCUGUGAGGAGGGAGCUCUGCGCUGUCAUGGUCUUCGCCGUGGUGGAACGGGCCGGCACCAUCGUCCUGAACGAUGGAGAGGAGCUGGACUCAUGGUCGGUGAUCCUGAACGGUUCGGUUGAGGUGACCUACCCCGACAGCCGGACUGAAGUCCUGUAUAUGGGGAACAGUUUCGGGGUGUCACCAACCAUGGAGAAGGAGUUCAUGAAAGGUGUCAUGAAGACCAAGGUGGAUGACUGCCAGUUUGUUUGCAUAGCACAACAGGAAUACUGCUGCAUCCUCAACCAGGUGGAAAAGAACAUGCAAAAGGUCGAAGAAGAAGGCGAGAUAGUCAUGGUGAAGGAGCACCGUGAACUGGACCGCACAGGAACCAGGAAAGGGCACAUCGUCAUCAAGGGCACACCGGAGCGCCUCACCAUGCACUUAGUGGAGGAGCACUCGGUGGUGGAUCCCACCUACAUCGAGGACUUCCUUCUGACGUACAGGACCUUCCUCUCUAGCCCCAUGGUCGUGGGCAAGAAGCUCCUGGAGUGGUUUCACGACUCAAGUCUCAGGGACAAGGUUACACGGGUAGUCUUGCUGUGGGUGAACAAUCACUUCAAUGACUUUGAGGGUGACUCCGCCAUGACUCGCUUUUUGGAGGAGUUUGAAAACAUGCUUGAGAAAGAAAAAAUGUGUGGGCACCUCAGACUGUUAAACAUAGCGUGUGCUGCUAAAGCCAAGCCGCGGCUGGUAACCUUAACCAAGGCGUCCAGAGACUCUCCUCUGGCAUUCAGCCUCCUGGGAGGCCAAGAAAAAGGGUUCCGCAUCUUCAUUGAUGCCGUGGAGCCAGGGAGCAAGGCAGCAGAAGCAGGCCUUAAGCGUGGGGAUCAGAUCUUGGAGGUCAACGGGCAGAAUUUUGAGAAUGUUCAGCUCAGCAAAGCCAUUGAAAUUCUGAAGAACAACACCCAUUUGUCCAUAACUGUGAAGACAAAUCUUUUAGUGUUUAAGGAGCUGCUAACACGGCCAGAACACGACCACGAGUUGGACGUGGAUGAGGAGCAUGAUCGGAAGAACGGUGCACCCCACCUCCCAAAGAUCGGGGACAUCAAGAAGGCCAGCCGCUACUCCAUCCCAGACCUGGCCGUGGACGUGGAACAGGUCAUGGGCCUGGAGAAGGUCAGCAAGAAGGCCAAGUCCAACUCGGUGGGAGGACGCAACAAGCUGAAGAAGAUCUUCGAUAAGACGCUCACCAGCAUUCUGCCCCCGAAACCAUACAAUGAAGUGUGCGUGGGCCAAUCACAGGACGAUAGCAUUGUAGGGAUGAAGCAGUCCAAACAGAUCCCGCCAGCUUUGCCGGUCAGCGGGAACCUCUCGUCGUCGAACCCUGACCUCCUGCAGUCCCACCACCGCAUCCUGGACUUCAACAACCAGCCUGUACCAGUCGUGCUAAAUAUGUCGGACCAGGUGUUGCGAGUGUUUAAGGCGGACCAGCAGUCUCGGUACAUCAUGAUUGGGAAGGACACGACGGCUAAGGAGGUGGUGGCCCAGGCCAUCCGGGAGUUUGCCCUGACCGCGGCGCCCGAGGCGUAUUCCCUCUGCGAGGUGUCCGUCACGCCGGAGGGCGUCAUCAAACAGAGGCGGCUGCCAGAUCAGCUGUCCAAACUAGCUGACAGGAUCCAGCUGAGCGGCAGAUACUACCUAAAGAGCAACAUGGAGACUGAGACGCUGUGCUCGGACGAGGACGCCCAGGACCUGCUCCGAGAAGGCCAGAUCUCCCUGUUACAGCUCAGCACGGUGGAGGUGGCCACUCAGCUCUCCAUGCGAGCCUUCGAGCUUUUCUGCGCCAUCGAGCCCACCGAGUACAUCGAUGACCUGUUCAAGCUGCGCUCCAAGACCGGCUCGGCCAGCCUCAAGCGCUUCGAGGACUCCAUCAACCAGGAGACCUUCUGGGUGGCCACCGAGGUAACGAGGGAGCCCAACCAGCUCAAACGCAUGAAGACCAUCAAACACUUCAUCAAAAUCGCCCUGCACUGCCGCGAGUGCAAGAACUUCAACUCCAUGUUCGCGAUCAUCAGUGGUCUGAACUUGGCACCGGUGUCGAGACUGAGAGGAACAUGGGAAAAGUUACCCAGCAAAUAUGAGAAGCUGUUUGGAGACCUGCAGGACCUGUUCGAUCCCUCCAGAAAUAUGGCCAAGUACAGAAACGUGCUCAACAAUCAGAACCUGCAGCCUCCAGUCAUCCCCCUGUUUCCUGUCAUCAAGAAGGACCUCACCUUCCUUCAUGAAGGUAAUGACUCCAAAGUCGAUGGGCUGGUGAACUUUGAAAAGCUGAGGAUGAUUGCCAAAGAAAUCCGUCACGUUGGACGCAUGGCAUCUGUCAACAUGGACCCGGCCCUCAUGUUCCGGACCAGGUCUCUGAGUCAGGGCAGUGCCAACGCGGCCGUGCUGGACGUCAGCCAGACGGGCGGCCACAAGAAGCGGGUGCGCCGCAGCUCCUUCCUGAACGCCAAAAAGCUCUACGAGGACGCCCAGAUGGCCAGGAAAGUCAAACAGUACCUGUCCAACCUGAGCCUGGAAACCAACGAGGAGAGCCUGCAGACGCUGUCUCUGCAGUGUGAACCCUCCAUCAGUACACUGCCCAAGAAUGCCGGCGGGAAGCGGCCGGACACGUCUCCAGUCGUUUCCAGAGCUGCCAGUCAGCAACGGGGUCAGCUGGCCAAAGGGAACCAGGCCCUGCAGGUCCCCGCCGUGGCCCUCUACCCAUCCAGAAAGAGAGUGCCAGUCAAAGAGCUGCCGCCUUUUGGUACCAGUUCGCCACAGUCUCUGAAGAAGAUCCUGUCUCUGUCUGAGGAGGGAACCGAGCGGCACCGGAGGCAGCCAGAGGACACGGUGUCUAACGCCUCCUCCCAGCUCUCCUCCCCGCCCACCUCCCCCCAAAGCUCGCCAAAGAAGGGUUAUGGCCGGAUUGGGGAUGCCUACUCUGACUCUGGUCACAGUGAGAUCUCGUCCCGCUCCAGUCUGGUCAGCAACUCCUCCUUCGACAUGGCCCAGGACGAGCGGAGACUCCGGCACUCUGGAGGGGGGGGGGACUCCCACGACUGCCGGGGCAUUUACUCCGGCUGCCCCACGGUCCUCUCCUCGCCCAGCUCAGAGGAGCUGACUCAGGAUCAGGGCGACCGCGUGUCUCUGGACGCCGCGGACAGCGGCCGCGGGUCCUGGACUUCCUGCUCCUCCGGUUCCCACGACAACAUCCAGACCAUGCAGCAGGGCCGGAGCUGGGAGACUUUGGCCUUCGGGGGCGGCGGGGGCGGCCUCGGAGGACUCCCCCCCGGACCAGAGGCCUUAUUGGGGGGCCCCGCGGCGCUGUGGGCGGCCCAAGCCAGGGGCAGCUGGGCCUCCGCCAGCUCCUCCUCAUCCUCAGCCGCCUACUGGGGAGAGGACUCGGAGGGGGACACGGGCACCAUCAAGAGACGGGGGGGAAAGGACGUCAACGCCGACCCGGAAACGAGUAGCAUCACAUCCACUGGAUCAGAGGAGGCCAAGCAGCUGGGCCGGCCCACCCCAUCACCCAUCACCGCUGGGGCUCGAAAGGAGGGCCGAUACCGCGAGCCCCCCCCGACUCCCCCCGGCUACACCGCCCUGACCAUCUCCGACCUCGCCGAGGGUCAGCACCCGGCGCCGCCCGCCCCCGCGUCCGCCGCCACUCACUCGGGCCGCCGGCCGCCCGACUACACCACGGCCCUGCAGCGCUCGCGCAUGGUCACGCAGUCCCCGGACCCCCACCAGGCCCACCAGGGCGCCAAGCACCGGGCGGGGGGCCCCCAGCGGCCCCGCUCGCCCGCCGAGGAGCAAGAGCCCGAGGAGGAAGAGGAGGAGGAUGAACAGGUGUCGGCCGUCUGA